Peronospora belbahrii is the source of this 2415-nucleotide messenger RNA. NCBI's taxonomy places the organism in Eukaryota, Oomycota, Peronosporomycetes, Peronosporales, Peronosporaceae. The record is from the annotation of a GenBank genome assembly.
AUGACAAAAACUCUGGUGGAAAAAAUACUUAGUGGAAAACAAGCGAAGAUUAAAGUAACAAAUACGACUGAAGUGGCAAUUAUCAUUCAAGAUUCACCCAUUCCAUUAUCCGCAACAUGCACGGCCUCGGCAUGUGAGCGUAAAAUUAAUGGUGGUGGAAGCAGCAGUAGUAGUACAUCAGGUAGUGGAAGCUCAAGUGGAAAUUCAGAUACAAAGAGUCACGUUUGGAUCGUUAUUGCAGCAUGUGGAGCUUUCAUUCUAUUGUUGAUACUAUGUGGAUUCACGUGCUCGUACUGUCUGACUGCAAGUAUUGAACGUCAACAGACGGAAGACGUGGAAGCAGAAUUACGCCAAUUUACGUCACAAACAGCAAGUAAACUUGAGUUUUCUCAUGUGAGCUGCUAUGCAGAUACUGGACAAUUGUUGUCAAUGGAAUACUUACUAUCGAGUAAGUCUAAAUGUAUUUUACACAAGGUUUCAGGCAGUGCAUCACGUGGUCAAGUACUUGGUUUAUUAGGACCUAGUGGGUCAGGUAAAACGACCUUGCUAAAUGCUCUUGCAGCAGUUGAGAAUGGACUUUCACAGUUUACUGGGGAAUUGUUACUCGAUGACAAACGCCUGACAAACGGAUAUCGACGUAUUGCUGCCUAUGUGCAGCAGGAUGACUCACUGUAUUCAACACUGACUGUGCGUGAAUGCAUUUCAUACUCGGCACAACUUCGUCUUUGUGCGACACUGUCUGACAAAGUAAAGAAUGCAAUGGUUGAUCGUGUCAUUGCAGAGCUCAAUCUUAGCCAUAUUGCAAAUUCGCGGAUUGGAUCAGCAGGAGGAAAUAGUGGUCAGCGCGGGGUAUCUGGCGGUGAGAGAAGACGAGUGAGCAUUGGCAUGGAGCUUGUAAUAUCCCCACGGAUUCUCAUUCUUGACGAGCCUACGUCUGGACUGGACAGUUCUUCGGCGCAUUCGGUUGUACAACUUCUGAAGGAUCUGGCAGGUCACGGACGCAUCGUGAUUCUCAGUAUCCAUCAGCCAAGCGCACGAUCUUUCUUGCUGCUUGACAAGAUCAUGCUGCUCGGGAAGGGCAAACUGCUUUAUAGUGGAGGGCCCGCAGAGUCCAAAAAGUACUUCCAAGAUCUCGGUUUCAAGUGUCCGAAGCACGAAAACAUUGCGGACUUUAUCCUUGACAUCGCGUCCGAUUCGAGAAACAUACCGAUGAUUCGGUGUCACAUGAAACAAGAGCCGACAGAACCAGCAAAAGUGUCUUCAAGGUCUUGCACUCACCUGCAGAACAUUCCACCGCAGCUUGCAAUCGACAGCCCUAUGGCACAGUCGGAGACGCUGCCGCUUAUGGAGGAGGACUUGUCGCUGGACACCCCGCGAGUCAACAAUUUGCUGGCUUCACCUGUCGAAUCAGCAAGAUUCGAAGAACCAAGAACAGAUGAGCUACCAGCGCCAUUACCUGCAGCUGUUGCGGAAACUAGAAUGGAUGCAAUUGGUAUUGCUAUGAAGACUCCAUCCCAUUCGAUCCUGAUUGAAAUUCGCGUGCUAUUUGUGCGUACGGCGCAGAACAUCCUUCGACACCGAUCGUUGCUAGUGCUGCAUAUUGCCCUGAGCUUGUCGUUGGCUCUGUUUGGUGGCUUGAUCUUCAAUCACGUUACCAACGACCUCGCUGGAUUUCAAAACCGCAUGGGCGCAUUCUAUUUUAUUCUCACCUUCUUUGGCUUUGCAAGUAUGAGUUCCAUGGACCUGUUCAUCAGUGAGCGCCCAAUUUUCCUUCGUGAGACUGGUGCCAUGUACUAUGGAGCGUUCAGCUACUUUCUCGCCAAGGCCACGUUGGACACAUUGCUGUUGCGAAUACUGCCAGCUUCGCUCUUCGCGAGCAUCUUCUACUGGAUUAUGGGACUUCAAGCUUCAACAGCGCGCUUCCUGUUGUUUUCUCUGACGUUGGUGCUUUUUAAUGUUGCAGCUGGUGCAAUUUGUCUUCUUGUGGGUGUAUUAUCAAGACGCGUUGGGUCUGCAAACCUUGUUGCAACUGUUGUCCUUCUUGUCAUGCUGUUGUUUGGCGGUUUCUUGCUCAACUCACAAACAAUGCCAACAUCAGUGUGCUGGUUGAAACAUCUUUCCGUUUUCAGCUACGCAUUUGAGAUCCUCAUGACGAAUGAAUUGAAAGGUCUAAUUCUGAAGUUUGAUGCUCCUGGGUACCCGGCCGUGCCUGUCUACGGUGAAGUUUACCUCAAGACACUUGGCAUGGACUAUGCGAACCGGUACUACGACGUGGUAGCUCUCGCUCUAAUUGCAGUGAGCCUGCAAGUACUUGCUUUCUUAUUUUUGACACUGCAAGUUCCACUCCAUCGUGACAUAGCUGAACAUGAUGAAGACGAUGACUUAUCAUCACCACACGAAGAAGUAGAAGUAUAG